This is a messenger RNA of Coffea eugenioides, 4039 nucleotides long. Its product is annotated as telomerase reverse transcriptase. The coding region runs from base 1 to 3843 and encodes 1280 amino acids. Gene Ontology annotation, molecular function: telomeric repeat DNA binding; telomerase RNA binding. The transcript has 12 exons. The record is from RefSeq and is a predicted model, not a curated record. Gene Ontology annotation, biological process: telomere maintenance via telomerase. Lineage: Eukaryota; Viridiplantae; Streptophyta; Magnoliopsida; Gentianales; Rubiaceae. Gene Ontology annotation, cellular component: telomerase catalytic core complex.
AUGAUGAAGAAGAGGAGAAGGCGGGUUCCCGAGGUCUUAUGGAGGCUUUUCCACAAUAAGGCGCGUACGCUUGCCGACACGAUUUUAUCUUUGCUUCCGUCACCGCCGACGCCGGUGGCCGAUUGCCUGUGUAAGGGCCGGCGGUGCCUUGGCUGCAUUGGUGAUGAAGCAAUGUCGUAUCUGCUCAGACCUAAAGAUCCCGCCGAUUAUCGGAAACUUCUUACUCAGUGCUUUGUUGUUGUGCCGGAAAAUGCUCCGACUUUCUCAGGCUUCGAUCCUCAUAAUCGCUGGUCUCAACUGGAGACUGUUAGAAGAAGUAUUGAAAUGAUUAUGCGUGAGCAACCCACAUUUGCUAAUGUGAUAUGCAAUGCCUACGAUAAGACCUGUCGCCUGAGUUCUAUAGUAGAAGCUUUAACAUCCUCAGCGUGGUGCCUUCUUUUGAGAAGGGUUGGUGACAUUCUUAUGGUGUAUUUGUUAAGGAAUACCUUCGUAUUCUUGUCCCUUCCUCGAAGGAAACAUCGUCAAGUUGCAGGAUUUCCAAUCAGUGAUAUGUGCAAAGCAUUCUCGAGGCAUUCAUCUGUCUUCAAGUAUGAAUAUCCUUCAAAUGCCCAUCAAGGAUCUGGUAGAAAAAGGAAACAAGUUCAUCGGGUUGAUGACAUCAUUGAGAAACAGCAGAGCACUAGCUUUUCUGAUGUUGAUUUUUCUUCACGUAGUGGUAGUUGCACUGGCUGUUGUGGUAGUACUAAAUCCACUCCAUCUAGCAGCUGCAGCAGGCUAAUAAUAUCUCAAAAGAGUGUGUCCAAGGAAACUGUGAAAGCAGUGAGAACUAAAGAAUCUGAAGUUUGUUCUAUUCAGGAGUGCCAGGAUAGCUCAAUUGAGGCUUUUAGAUUGCCAAGGAAGCGUGUAAGAAAGUAUAAUUGGCAGCGUGCCAGAAAGCGCAGGCAGUUAAGCUGUCAGGGAUCCAGUUCUUUGAUCCCUUGCACUAGAAGUCUCAGUGAUGAAGAUAACUUUUCUGGAGUGCUUCACCCAGAUUCUCGUCUUUCGUCUGAAAAGACAUGCUGCUCUUGUUGUUUGGUGUUUCAAACUCUCCCUAAAGUCAUUAAGAAAACUCAGAUUGACAGGCAAAGCAUAUUCUAUAAGUUGGAGAAUUCUUCAUCCAUUUUCCCAAGGAAGCAUAUAUUGAAUUCUCUGAAGCCCAAUUCUUCUGGGGCAAAUUUCCUAUUUAGGGAUAUUUUUGGAUUGUCUGGUGCUCAUUUCACAGCCUCUCUCACCCCAUGUGCUCACAGCAACGAUUCCUGUUUCAUCAAAUCUACAUGCCUAUAUCACUCUCUCAUGAAGCAGCUCAAAAUUCUUAUACGCAAGGCCAGAUGUUGCCAGCAUUUAAGGUUGCUGGAUAAACAUUGUGCCGUUUUAUCCUUGGAUCACCAUAAUGACGAAACUGCUGCCUCCAAGUACCAGGGAAACGAAUCUGAGAGAAACAUACAUGGAAAAGAACAUUUGGAGGAUCUUCUUGCUUAUGGUUUUCAUCCACAGAAUCUUAACUCAUCAGAUUUCAAGAGUUGCAUGAAUAUUUCAAAAGCUCAUGAUUAUCAGUUUCAUCCAAGCAAGGAUUACUGUCUUAAAAAGCAGGUUGUUUCAUUUGUAUGGGCUGUCUGUAGGAGUAUAGUUCCUCGAGAUCUGCUAGGAAGUCCUCAUAAUUGGAGAAUUUUGAGAAAGAAUAUCUCCAAGUUUGUUUGUCUUCGAAGAUUUGAGAAAUUCUCUUUGAAGCAGUGCAUUCACAAAUUGAAGAUAUCCAAAUUUUCUUUAUUAUCAAAUAAGCACUCAUGUUUUUGCUUGAAUGGUGAAGACUUGAAGUGUGGAAAGAGGCAAGGGGCAAAUAAGCAUAAGGAACGUAGUAAGCUUGAUGCCACAGAUUUUGUGAAACAUAAAAUACUGGAAAGCUGGAUUUUGUGGUUCUUCUCUUGGUUAGUAGUUCCCUUGUUGCAAACGCACUUUUAUGUAACUGAAAGCGAACAUGGAAAACAAGAGGUGUUUUACUAUCGGAAAUCUGUUUGGAAGAAGCUGAUGGAACAAGCUUUAGAUAACCUGAAAGAUCGAAGCUAUUGUGAGUUAAAUGAUGCAUCUGUAAACAAAAUUAUAAGAAGCAGAGAAUUUGGUUUCUCAAGGAUGAGAUUUCGUCCAAGGGAAACAGGUUUCAGGAUAUUGGCAAACCUUAAAGCGCCAUCAAGAAUUCCUGUAAAGUCCUCUUUCAAGCAAUUGGCUUGUAAUUCAACUAGAGGGUCCUCAAAUCGUAGAAACAUAAAAUGCAAUUAUUUUAAGUCUGUGAACCAUGUUCUCCGUGGUGUUCAUGUUGUGCUUAAAGGUAUACAACUGAAAGAACCAGGGAAAUUAGGUUCAUCAGUUUUUGACUAUACUGGUAUUUAUAAAAAGUUUGUUCCUUUUCUACAUCUCUUGAAGAGCGGAUCUUCAAUCCUGCCUGGUGUUUUUAUUGUCGUAUGUGAUGUGGCAAAGGCUUUUGAUUCUAUUGACCAGAAUAAAUUGCUUACUGUGAUGGAAGAUGUUAUAUUAAAUGAUGAAUAUACUGUAAACAAAUCUCUUCAAGUUGUCUGCACAAGGAAAUCUACCCUGGUAUGCGAGCAGCUGGCACUAGCACCUCAAGAUAUCAUCUAUGGAUCUUCAGAAGUUGCAAUUUCUGUACCCACCAGCAUGCUGCAUAGCAUUUUUGUCAAAGAGGAAUGCAGCAGAAAGAUUAAGAAAGCAGAGAUUUUCUCUCAUUUGAAUGAGCACAUUAAGCACAAUGUGCUUAAGUUAGGUGACAGAUUUUACUUGCAGAGUCUUGGUAUUUCGCAAGGGAGUGUUUUAUCUUCUCUCCUCUGCUCAUUUUACUAUGGACAUCUAGAAAAUAAUAUAAUUUUCCCUUUUCUUGAGAAAGUUUGUGAGCUUCCCAGACAUUCAUUUGGCAACCAAGAUACACGUGAUGCUUCUUCUGCAGCAAUCCACCAUGAGAGCGAAGCUGUCAUGUACCACGGCAAAUAUCUGCUUUUAAGGUUUAUUGAUGACUUCAUUUUCAUGUCAACGUCAAAGAAACAGGCCUCUUUGUUCUUCUCCCGGUUGCAAAGAGGAUUUCAUGGAUACAACUGCUAUAUGAAUGAAGGGAAAUUUGGUGUAAAUUUUGAUAUGGAUCAUGUAUCAGGAUUCAGGUCAAAUAGACUCUAUGUGGGUGAAGAUGGGAUCUCGUUUCUUAGAUGGAGCGGAUUGCUUGUCAAUUGCUCUACUUUAGAAAUUCUGGCAGACUACACAAGAUACCUGAAUACUCAUCUAAGUUCAUCUCUCACCAUCAGCUGGCAUGAUCAUCCAGCUCGCUUACUGAAGUCCAAGUUAUGUGAUUACUUGCGACCUAAAUGCCAUCCCAUUUUCUACGACACCAACAUAAAUUCAGCGGCUGUUGUCAGACUAAACAUAUAUCAGGCUUUCCUGCUAUGUGCAAUGAAGUUCAAUUGUUAUAUUUGCAGUUUUUCUAGCAUAUCUACUUUCAGCACUGAUUGCUGCAUGGAUGCUAUUGAAGCAUCUUUGAGGUACAUGCAUAAGCUCAUUAGGAGAAGGAUGAACUCUUUGCAUCUCAAUUGUGGUUUUCGUCCCAUUUUCGAAGUGGGAAAAGAGGAAAUCAAAUGGCUGGGAUUAACUGCUUUCGAUCGAGUUCUGACAAGAAAACAAACCCGUUAUAGGGAGUUGCUAUUGUUACUAAGAUCAAAGUUGAAUAUGGAGGCCAACAACAGAUCAUCUGCACUGCAAUAUGCUGUUGAUGAUGCACAUUCCUCUCUACUUUGGAAAAUUAAGUAUUGAUUUUUUAUUUUCGAGUUUGAAACCAUGAACGAGUAAGUUGCCUCAUAUAUUAUUCAGUUUCAGUGAAAGCAACUUCGACCUUAGGCGUCUUCUUUGGUUGUACAUGCAUAUUAUGCGUUCUCUAAAUCUAUUUUGUUGUCAUAUGGAGUUCUCGAGCAUGCUAAGCAUUAGACAUGUAAAUCAGAUCUUUAAGUGA